CCCUGUGCCGGAGAGUCCUGCUGUUGCACCUGAGCCGGCGGCUGCCUCCGACGUCGAGCGCCGUGCCUGGCGGCUGCUGCGCAGCGAUGGCUGGGGCUGGGGCUGGCAGGCUCCAUCCUUCUCGCGAUGCGGCUGGAUGCUGGUGCCUCUCUGGUGGGAUCGGGCGGAGGCGCCUGCUGCUCCUCCUGCUCUCUCUGUCGCUGCUGGUUGGGGCGGGCGCUGCCAUCCAGGGAGAGGACCUCCACGCCUGCAAAGAGUCUGAAUACCAUUAUGAAUACACAGCCUGCGACAGCCUAGGCUCCAGAUGGAGAGUAGCUGUGCCACACAACCCAGGACUCUGCACAGGACUGCCAGAUCCCAUCAGAGGCACAGAAUGCUCAUUUUCCUGCAAAGCAGGCGAGUUCCUGGACAUGAAAGAUCAGUCAUGCAAACCAUGUUUAGAGGGCACAUAUUCUCUGGGCACUGGCAUCAGGUUCGAUGAAUGGGAUACGCUGCCCCAUGGCUUUGCCAACAUAGCAACCAACCUUGAAAUUGAUUACAGCUUCACAGAGUCCUUGGAAAACUGCACCAUGUCAAAGUGGGUUCCGAUGGGAGAUUUCAUUGCCUCCAACACAGAUGAGUGCACAGCUACUCUCAUGUAUGCUGUUAAUCUCAAACAAUCUGGCUCUGUCUCCUUUGAGUACAUCUAUCCAGACAGCAGCAUUGUCUUCGAGUUUUUCGUUCAGAAUGACCAGUGCCAACCAACAGUGGAGGAGUCACGAUGGAUGAAGACCACAGAAAAAGGGUGGGAGAUACACACUGUGGAGCUGGGUCGUGGCAAUAACGUCCUCUACUGGAGAACAACAGCUUUCUCUGUGUGGUCCAAAGCUCCCAAGCCUGUGUUGGUGAGGAACAUUGGGAUUACAGGAGUGGCCUAUACUUCGGAAUGCUUUCCUUGCAAGGCAGGCACCUAUACUGCCAAGUCAGGCUCUUCCUUCUGCCAACAGUGCCUAGCAAAUUCUUACUCUAGCAAGGGAGCGACAUUCUGCCACCAGUGUGAGCCCACUAUGUAUUCAGAACCAGGUUCUGCAACAUGCAAACCUCGCCCAGCCUGCACGGAUAAGGAUUAUUUCUAUACUCACUCAGCUUGUGAUACAAACGGAGAGACCCAGCUAAUGUAUAAAUGGGCCGAGCCAAAGAUCUGCAGAGAGGAUCUCUCCAGCGCUGUGUCAUUGCCCCCUUCAGGUGUGAAAAUGAUGUGCCCACCGUGCAACCCCGGGUUUUUCAAGACAAAUGCCAGCUCCUGUGAGCCCUGCACAUAUGGAUCAUACUCGAAUGGGUCUGGCUGCAUCAACUGCCCUGUUGGGACUGAGCCGGUGCUAGGCUUUGAAUACAAGUGGUGGAACAUGUUGCCAGCUAACAUGGAGACAACAGUCCUCAGUGGAAUCAGUUUUGAAUAUAAAGGAAUGGCAGGGUGGGAAGUGGCUGGCGACUACAUUUACACAGCAGCAGGCGCCUCUGAUGAUGACUUCAUGAUUUUAACCUUGGUAGUUCCUGGAUUUAGCCCCCCACAAUCAGUGACAAAGGACUCAGAAAACAAAGAGAUAGCAAGAAUCACAUUUGUCUUUGAAACUAUCUGCAGUGUGAAUUGUAAGCUUUAUUUCAUGGUGGGUAUGAAUUCCAGAACUGAUACACCUGUGGAGACCUGGGCUGGCCCUAAGGGAAAGCAGUCCUACACAUACAUCAUUGAGAAAAAUGCCACAAUGAGCUUCACAUGGGCCUUCCAAAGAACAGCAUACCAUGAAGCAGGUAGAAAAUACACAAACAAUGUUGCCAGGCUGUACUCUGUCAACGUGACCAAUGUCAUAGAUGGUGUCGCUUCUUACUGCCGGCAGUGUGCUUUGGAAUCUUCAGGCUCAUCCUGUACCUCCUGCCCAGCUGGGCACUACAUUGACAGAGACUCUGGAGGCUGCUAUUCAUGCCUACCAAAUACUUACCUGAAAGCUCACCAGCCCUAUGGCAGUCAGGCCUGCAUCCCUUGUGGCCCUGGUACAAAAAACAACAAGAUCCAUUCUCUCUGUUACAACGACUGUCACUUCUCAGUCAGUAGGAUAGACAGGACUCUGGAAUUUGACUUCUCAGCCUUGGCCAAUACUACAUCCUUUUCAGGGGACCCAAGUUUUACCUCAAAAGGGCUGAAGUAUUUCCAUCACUUCAACAUCAGCCUCUGUGGCAAUCAUGGAAGAAAGAUGGCUACCUGCACAGACAACGUCACAGAUAUCCGGAUCCUGGGCAAGGAGGCAGAGUCUUCCAGAUCAGCUACCUCCUAUGUAUGCCAAUCUGUCAUUGUCCCCUCUGACAUGAUGGGUUACAAGACAGUAGUGUCUUCACAGCCUGUGAGUCUUGCAGACCGCUUAGUAGGAGUAACAACAGAGUCUACCCUGGACAAUAUAACUUCUCCUGUUGACUAUUUCCCUCUGAAGAAUGUGGACUUACUAGAUGUGAUAUUCUUUUUUAGAUCCAAUGAUGUGACCCAGACUUGUAAUAAUGGGAGAGCCACUGCCAUCAGAGUAAGAUGUGAUCCCCUAAAGUCUCCUGGAAGCCUGUCUGUGCCAAUCAAGUGUCCUGAAGGAACCUGUGAUGGGUGCACUUUCCACUUCUUAUGGGAGACAGUUGAAGGCUGUCCUCUCUGUUCUACAGAUGACUACCAUGCCAUCACCAGUGCCUGUGUUGGAGGAAUUCAGAGAACCACGUAUGUGUGGUGGGAACCAAAGCUGUGUGCAGGUGGCAUUCCCCUCCCAGAGCAAAAAGUCAGCAUCUGCGAGACCAUGGACUUCUGGCUCAAAGUGGGCAUCUCAGCUGGGACCUGUGCUGCUAUACUUCUGACUGUCCUGACUUGCUAUUUCUGGAAGAAAAACCAGAAGCUAGAGUAUAAAUAUUCCAAGCUGGUGAUGAAUUCCAGUGCCAAGGACAGUGAGCUGCCUGCUGCUGACAGUUGUGCCAUUAUGGAGGGAGAAGAUGUGGAAGAUGACUUGAUAUUCACAAGCAAGAAUUCUCUCUUUGGCAAAAUAAAGGCUUUCACGACUAAGGCUUCUCUUAGCUACAGUCAGGCUUGGCAGGAAUCUGUGUGUAGGGAUGUCCUCAAUAAACUAAAAGGAGGAGUCUUCCAGAGAACAUCUGAUGGUUUUGACUCUGUUCCGCUGAAGACCUCAUCUGGCACCACAGACAUAGACCUCUAGGAGCAGAGUGGAUUGCCCAUUCCAACGCCUUUCCCGCAGGAUGCUUUGGGUGUUCUCCUUGGUUAAGACCUGCACUUUGAUGAACUUGCCAUGUGGCCUUACUGGAUACACUUUUAACUUCAACUUCUUAUUGUACUUUUUUAAGCCUAGAAUUUUAACAUUCCGUCCAAAAAAAAGAACCAUGCCAAAUACAAGUUUGCUUUUAAAAAUUA
Heteronotia binoei (common prickly gecko) is the source of this 3430-nucleotide messenger RNA. RefSeq names its product endosome-lysosome associated apoptosis and autophagy regulator 1 (gene ELAPOR1). The record is from RefSeq and is a predicted model, not a curated record. NCBI's taxonomy places the organism in Eukaryota, Metazoa, Chordata, Lepidosauria, Squamata, Gekkonidae. Bases 87 to 3218 code for a protein of 1043 amino acids. The transcript is spliced from 23 exons. Gene Ontology annotation, cellular component: extracellular exosome; trans-Golgi network; lysosome. Gene Ontology annotation, biological process: autophagosome assembly; positive regulation of vacuole organization.